AUGGACCAGGAAAUAUGUGGGGAUAAGGCCGCUGCGACGGUGGUUGGGCGAUUUCUGACGGACGAACAGAUCCAGGAAUUCGUACAGCAAGGCGUGCUCGUGGUGCCUAAUGUCCUCACGCCCGGGGAAGUCACAGAAGCGCGUCAAGGACUACACAGUGAGUUGGCCAAGUACGGUGUGGACCACGAGAAUUUACCGGAGACCGGCGACAAUCUGAAAAAGCUGUCAAGUACAGGUGGUGCCGGCGGUAUCCUCGACCUUUUCUAUCCGUCGUGGAGACUUAAGGUCGCUGAGCACGAAAAAACCUUUGCAGCCAUGACGGAUUUGUGGCAAGCGACGUACGCACAAAAUCAUCCGGACUUCCAGCAUCCAUUCGGAGCUUUUAACAGCAAACAGGGAUACAUGUACAUUAACCGAGUGUGCUACCGCGUGCCAGAUGCGCUUUCUACGAAGUUUGCAGCUACGAAAAAGUCGCGGCCAAUGCAGCGGUCCCUGACGCCGCACUGGGAUUGCUGUCCGUCCAAGAUGUACGAGUCAGGCAAGAGCAUACCUCGCUGGCGACCUAUUCAGUGCAUUACGGUGCUCACCAAUAACACGGAGCCUAGCACGGGUGGAUUCGAAGCUGUACCUGGUUUUCACAAGGAAUUCGCUGCGUACGCAGCCACCCGACAAGAGCUAGAUACUGUGGAAAACAAGACCUUGUCACCCACCUCUUCAUGUCGUCCGCAGGUCUGUCUUGGUGAUUUUUCUCCGCUGCGAAUGCAAGAAGACCGUGCUGUGAUUGACCGCUACCGGCACAUUGGCUGUGAAGCUGGUAGUGUGAUCUUCUUCGACUGGCGCAUUCCACACGCAAACAGCUACAAGCACAUCGGGACGAUCCCGCGCGAGGUCAUCUACACUGGAUUUCUUCCAGACACAGCCAUGAAUCGCACAUACGCGCAAGAACAGCUACGUCGGUACAAGGCACGCUUCCUUCCUUCUGACCAUUGGCAAAAAGACGAUCUCGAUGCUUGUGUCACUGAAGACUAUUCCGUGCACCCAUUCUCGGCUCUGGGGUCUCGUCUCAUUGGACUGUACCCGUGGUAA
Peronospora matthiolae is the source of this 1086-nucleotide messenger RNA. The record is from the annotation of a GenBank genome assembly. Lineage: Eukaryota; Oomycota; Peronosporomycetes; Peronosporales; Peronosporaceae.